Molecule: messenger RNA, 405 nt
Organism: Soboliphyme baturini
Lineage: Eukaryota; Metazoa; Nematoda; Enoplea; Dioctophymatida; Soboliphymatidae
Source: the annotation of a GenBank genome assembly
AUGAGGCGUCGGCCAGCAGGAGACGGGGGGUUUUGCGUAGUUGGCUUUUUGUGUCAGUCGCGCUCCAUGGUCCUUCUGGUUGUGUGUCGUCGGGAAGGUGAACGGUUUGGGUUUUGCGUCAUCGUCAUCGCAGACUUGGCAGCCGUCCGUAAGGCCAAUUUUACAGCCGUAAUCGUCAUACGACGCAGCUGCUUCUUUCCGUCCAUGCUCGACUUAGCACAGAACGAAUUCUUAGACGGCCAGAGUCAAAAGCCUCACAAGCCUCACACAAUGGAAGACGUUAUGCGCCAAACACCUGCUCCGCCGCCGCCGCCACCGCCACUGCUGCCGCCGGCCGAACUUGCGUCUCUAAUUGUACAAGUGCAAGUUGUGCGGCCAGAUGUUCCCUGCACGGCAGGCAUCUAG